AUGUGGAAGGACCCUUGUAUCAUGGAUUUCCCUAUAAACCUUAAGCCUACUUAUCUCAAUAUGGAUUUGUUUCAUGAUUCUAUGAGCCUCUCGGAUCUCUUGAGUCUUGAUUGCUUUAAUCAUGAUGCUUUGAUCCAUACUUUUGGUCCUAAUUUGGAUUGGGCUUGGCUUAACAAUAUCGAUCUUACUGCUUCUCAAAAUUACUGGAUCUGGGGCUCUACUUCUCUUAAGACCACUCUGGCUUUUGUGGUAUAUGAUAAUCUCAAUUCUAACAUGGAUGUUGGAUGGAUGGGGUGGUUCCACAUCUGGCGACUUCGGGUCAUACCAAGCAUCAAAGUUUUAAUUUGGAAAUUGGCACACGGUAAAUUACUGAUUGGGGCCUAUCUAUAUGAUAUUAAUAUUGGGCCCCACAAUCUUUGCAAUUUUUGCAACCUGAUGCCUGAAACUGCCACACAUGUGAUCUGGGAGUGCCCCAAGGUUGCACUCUAUUGGUCUAGGGUCUUGAGCUACUUGGGAUGCCCCACAAUGCCUAUAUCUGUCCUUAGCUCUGAACACUGGAUCACUAGCUAUCUUAAUAAAUCUCACAAUUCUCAAUUUGGUAAAGCCCUCAUUGUAACCACAGCUUGGUUGAUUUGGAAAGAGCGAUGUAAUCUUAUCUUCAAAAAGUGGACUCCAAACUUCAACUCCCUGGUGGACAAAGCCUGGUCCUAUUGCUCAAAUUUUGAACAGGCAACUAGAUGCAUGUCAAGGGAGUGUCCUAAACUUCGAAAUUCUAAAACUGUUAUUACAAUCUAUUCAGAAGCAUCUUGGGAUUCAUCCACACAGGACUGCGGUCUGGGAUUUGCUAUCAUCUUAAACUAUAAUCAGAUUCUACUUGCAGGUUCUUGUGGAUAUCUUACUGACUCUCCCAUCACUGCUGAAAUUGAAGCAAUUAUCUUAGCUAUGAACUACUGUGCCAACAACUACUUGAAUCUAAAUCAUAUCUAUUGUGACUGUCCCGGUGUCUAUCAAAUGAUAAACAAUUUUCAAAGGACUGUUGCUUGGCGUUUCGGCUCAAGCAUCCAUCAGCUCAAGCUUAUUUUGAAGCACUUCCCCAGCACUACUUUGCAAAACAUUGAUUGCGAUACAAACAUUCUGGCGGAUUCUCUUGCGCAUUUUGGCCUUUAA
This is a messenger RNA of Dioscorea cayenensis subsp. rotundata (Guinea yam), 1167 nucleotides long. RefSeq lists its product as uncharacterized. The coding region runs from base 1 to 1167 and encodes 388 amino acids. Gene Ontology annotation, molecular function: RNA-DNA hybrid ribonuclease activity; nucleic acid binding. The record is from RefSeq and is a predicted model, not a curated record. The transcript has a single exon. Lineage: Eukaryota; Viridiplantae; Streptophyta; Magnoliopsida; Dioscoreales; Dioscoreaceae.